Fusarium poae is the source of this 3471-nucleotide messenger RNA. RefSeq lists its product as uncharacterized. The transcript has a single exon. Lineage: Eukaryota; Fungi; Ascomycota; Sordariomycetes; Hypocreales; Nectriaceae. Bases 1 to 3471 code for a protein of 1156 amino acids. The record is from RefSeq and is a predicted model, not a curated record.
AUGGAAACCCUCCUUGGGCCGUUUGGGAAAAUAGCUGGCUAUCCGGUUGUUGCCUGUAAGUACUGCUGCAUUGGCAUACUCGCAAGUUCUGGUCUGGGCCACAUCUCCAGCAGCCACGAUGCUCUGUACUCCAAACAUGACGCUGUACGCAUAGGAUGGGCUCUGUCAGCUUUUGGAGAAAAGCGAAAUCUGGUGCGGACGGCAGAGGGUGCUCGUGACGCAAGCAACAUGCCUCACGCCGUACCUGAGAUCCCAGAGCUUGGCAGCCCUGGUCGUGACGGGCUAGGUUGUCGUUACUGCAACAUCGUGUUGGCUGGAACAUUUGCGGCAACCUCCAUGGCCAGGCACCUGAAGACAAGUCACGAAGAUCGCUUGCAGUCCACAAUAGAAGGAGAGUCGACAUAUCUGGGACACUAUGACACGGACGUGCCUUAUCAGAAGAUGUUCCGAAGCGGCGCGGGCUCGAGGCCGUUCCGCGUUAUUCUAUCCACUGGUGCAGGUCGCAGCAAUGCAUCUACGACGCCAGCGUGCGUGUCGCCCGAUACAGAGGAACGUACAGCUAACGAGUGGUUGCGACGGGACUCGUGGUCGCGGUACCACUCGGACAUGUCUCCGGACGCCGUUCGUGCCCUCAGUGAUCCUCCAGGAAUAAGCGAGACGCAGCUCUCCAAGGCUGUAAACCUGUCGGUGGGUGUUAUGCCGUGGCUGUUUGCCCGUGUUUCGCUAGACGAAGACUUGGCAUCCGCGUGCAGCCUCGCUGCAGAGCACGCCGAUGCCGAGUGCUUCCCGGCCAGCUGGCGGUCGCCAACAUCGAAAACCCAGCACAUGCACGCUCAGCUGCUGGGGCAUCUCGUGCUUCAUUUUGGGCGCAAGGUGAGGCUAGGGGAGGGGAAACGUGGGCGCUGGCAACCAACGGCGUUGCAGACUGAAGCGUUCACGAGGCUGCUACAGCAGGCAUCUACUAUCGGGGCUACGGAGGAAGGGUGCCUCCUACACGCGCACAGUCUCGAUGAUCCAGUGACGAGGGCGAUUGUCGAGUUGACCGUGGCUUCCAUGAGCCAGGAGUUGCCUGAAGGCGAGCCACUGUCGGUCGUUCACUCUACCCUCGCCACCUUGGCAUUGGGCAGUAACGACGAAGUUUGGAAGCCUGGACUUUCUCUGGUGCCCCUGAUUGCAGGUUUCCUCUCCAUCGGCCGCCUUGCGAUCCUGACGUACCGCGAUAUGGUAGACGACACUCACAAGCACAGCCUCGCCGACGUCGACUAUUGCUGUUCACCAAACGCAAUGCAGCAGGGCGUCGGUGCUGGUACGACGAUGCGGUGGCUGGAGGAUGUCACCAACGAUGACGGACGGGCUGCUGUGGACUACUGCGAGCCCUCCUCCGAGCUGCAUUGGGAAGGCGAAACUGUAUUUGUCGACGGCAGGCCCUUUUCUGGGCGUUGUAUACGGAGUAUGGCGCAAGCGCUCGUGGAUCGGGUGGAACAGGCGAUGGCCGACCUCCUGCAACUGUCAGGCCCACAAUGUCUUCGACCUGGAUCGGAUAGAUGUACUUGCACCUCCUGCGACCUUCCACCGAUCCCCUGGGAUGACAUAGUGGACGACAGCAACGACGAAUCUCCCCAAGACAGUACAUUCAUAGACCACUCCGAAUGGAGAAGGCAAGGGUGUGGACUUCGUGCGCAACGUGACUGGUUAUCGCGUAGGAUAUCCAACGACCACACGUUGCGGGAGCGGUGGUAUGGAGGAGCCGGUGUGGCGUACUGUCUGCUGUCUAUUCGCAGCUACGCAGCCUUGAUUGACGCUUUCCUCUGCCAACUCGUGGCCUGCUUUUACUUCCUUGGAGGGCCGCCGCCGGACCCGGAAGAGCUGGCGUCCUGCCGCUGGCGAGACGGUCCCCAUGUCGCGCGUAAUAUCGAAGUUCGCGACGGUCUCGUCUACCUGCUCCUCGACGAAGGCUACGAGUACGAGACCUCACCGAGGGCCAGAGUCUUACCCCCGAGGGUAGCUUGUUGCUUGGUAUGGUACAUUUGGCUUGUCGUCCCAUUCGAGGAAGAAUUGGCAGCGUCUCUUGGCGACACUGCUCGCAGCAGCCCCUUCCUCUUUACGCAUUCACGACUGUCGGGUCUCGGCAGCGACAACAGAGACGAGCUCCUGUCACCUAGCGGCAGGGGGUCGCAUGGAGGGGCGGGCAAUCCAUGUGAAGGCAAAAACCACGAUGGGCGCGUGUUGUGUUGCCCUUGCGUACCGAGCGCUCGACCGGUUGCGACAGGCAUGUGCUCGUGGAAGUAUCCCGAUCCUUACAUCGAGGUUGAGGAUUUCCCCAUGGCCUCUUCGACUUCGGCCGUGGCUUCACCAGCCCACGGGGAUGGAGAUCUGGCGAUCGAUGUUGCCCUCGGUAAACUGAUAAACGUCAAGGCACUAUCGAGUUCGUCGCUACUAAUGCAUGGGCAGCAAACUCUUGCCGACUACCACGGCGUUUGGAAAGGGAACGAUAUCCGGAGACUCGUGGCCCAUGUACUGUCCCGUCACAUAUACCCACGAACGGGAGUACGGUGCUGGAAGCUUGUGGCGAACGCCAUGGCGAGUCGCUUCCUUGGCCGACACGGUGCUGGAGCCUCGCCACCGCAAACAUGGCUUGAGAUUGGCAGCUGCGGACUCUCCGGCGUAAAGUACUGUCGGUGGAGACACGGUGGGCGCUCCCUCCUCGGUACUCGAAUUGUGUCCCUCCUGGACGACUGCCACCGAUGGCACGUCCUGCUCGGCGUGUGUCGUGUUGGGGCGGAGGGGCAUCUCCCCUGCAGCCUUGAUGAAGCGCCUGAGGGCGACGGGGAGUACCGCAUGGGUGGUGGCGGAGACGUACUUCGCACAGAGGAUGCUUGGCCUACUUGUCCUGGCCGACCUGUUGAGGGGUAUAGACCACUGCGCUUCCUCCCAGAACCCGUCGGGUCUGGACAGAUCGACGAUGCGUAUGCACACUCGCAGCUCACGAACGAGACGGCGGACAGCUCGACAGCGCUAGACAAUACGGUCGCAAGGGCAUCGUCCCCCUCGAGAGGCGACCCGCGCACUAUCGCUACGGAAGGGCCUCUGUACUCCCCCAGGACGAUGUGGGAAGCUUUGUCACCUGUUGCCGAAGCAGCUGAGUCAUACUCAUACAUCGAGGACCUGUUGGCGGUGCCUGACCCAGCAUCGUCGUUCGCCUCGGCGGACGACGAUCUAAUACAACAGAGGCUCGAGGAUGUGCCUCCACGGCGAGACUCAACCAUGGCUUCAUCAACUAGACCCAGCACGGAACCUCCAGUCGCUCUGGCUGGCGACGCAGAGAAGCCCCAAGACCUGGACCUGCCCAACGAACCGAGUCCCGUUGAUUGUGUCGACCUCCCCAGUAUGCCUUGCUUCAGAGAGGGUCGGGGGACCAAAAGGCCACGUCCAGAAACACCCGAUGGGGAGUCAGCCGCAGCCCCGUUCUAA